Limulus polyphemus (Atlantic horseshoe crab) is the source of this 2865-nucleotide messenger RNA. RefSeq lists its product as uncharacterized. The coding region runs from base 277 to 2157 and encodes 626 amino acids. Lineage: Eukaryota; Metazoa; Arthropoda; Merostomata; Xiphosura; Limulidae. The record is from RefSeq and is a predicted model, not a curated record. Gene Ontology annotation, cellular component: membrane. The transcript has 11 exons. Gene Ontology annotation, molecular function: phosphatidylinositol bisphosphate binding.
GCGAAAGUUAGGGUAGUUGUUAAGUGUUACUGUUUUUUCAGUUGGUGUACAUGUGAAUAGUUUGAUGUGACAAAACCAGUUAAAUAUUUUAACGUUCAACUAAAUCAAUUUAAAUAGGUUACUUCGGAAAAUUCAUUAGGAAGAUUUGUUGAUGAAGAUUCAUCGUAUCUGUUACCAUUCUAGCAGUGACGUGCUCUCAAUCUUCAACCAUAAGUUUAAAUUACGGUAACUUUCAUUUUCAAAGACUCGACAACCAGUUCUACGGGUUAACAAGAGAUGGAUCAAAAUACACGUUCAGAGGAUGGAAGUCAAAUAGGACUGGAAAUUGUUGACACACCUACGUCAAAUUAUACGUUAUCUCAGGCAUUGGAAAAGAAAGCAGAAGAAGAACUCAUGGAGAAACCUGAAUGGAGAGCUCGUGAUAUCCAAGCUCUCAGAGAGAUGUUGCAGGAUGAACCCAAUUUGAUUGUGCCAUCAGAUGAUGCCUUUCUGAUUCGAUUUCUAAGAGCUCGAAAGUUUGAUUAUGACCGUGCCUUCAGACUUAUAAAACAGUAUUAUACAUUACGUGCCAACAAUCCUGAGCUUUUCAAAGAUUUUGUGCCUUCUGCCCUGAAAGAUGUGUUUAGUGCUAACAUUGAAGGAUUUCUACAACACCGUGAUCCCGAGGGUCAUGCCAUCUUUGUAAUCAGAGGAGGUGUUUGGGAUCCAACAAAGCACUCGGCAAAUGAAGUCUAUAGGGCUAACCUUUUGUGUCUUGAAAAGGCAAUUGAAGAUCCUGCCACUCAAAUCAAUGGUAUCAUUGCACUGCUUGACCUCAAAGAGUUUAGUUUUUAUCACAUCAGGCAGAUGAGUCCAGCACAUUGUCGAAGAAUGGUGCUUCUAAUACAGAACUGUUUCCCGGGUCGGUUUAAAGGGAUCCACAUAAUCAAUGAACCAGCGGUGUUUGAUAUCUUGUUUGCACUGGUGAAACCUUUUCUUAGUGAAAAGCUGAAAAACAGGAUUCACUUCCAUGGUGAAAACCUACAGUCACUUCACGAGCACUUUCCACCAUCAAUUCUGCCAGCUGAGUUUGGAGGUCAGUUGGGACCUUUUAACAACCAAGAAUUUGUGAACCAACUCCUUGCUGAUGAACACAAGUUCCAAGACUACCUUCAAUACGGCUAUCACUCUGAGGUGACUCCUGAAGGUGGAGAAGGCGGAAUCAGAUUGAUUUUUCUCCUCAUGGACCAGAGGGCAACCAAACAACACGUAAACCUGAAAAACAACAACAAAGAAAAUUACUCGGAGCGGUCAGGCUGUAGUAGUGCUAGUGAAAGUAAUCGGAAGAUAUCGUCUUGUACAGAACAUCACAGACAUCCAGUCAAACAUGACCGAGUCAUCAGGCACAGAGAAAUCCAAAUUUUCAGAAAUCUUGUUUUGGGCGACCCUGACCUCGUGAUUCCGCUCGAUGAUGAAUUCCUUCUGAAGUUUCUUCGUUCAAGAAAGUUUGAUCCCGAUCGAGCUUUACAUUUACUGCAGAAAUAUUACAGAUUACGCGUAGAUAACCCGGUACUUUUUCAAGAUUUUGUACCUUCGGCAGUGAAAGAAGUUUUCAGUGACAACAUUCAAGGAAUAUUACCUCAUCGAACUCCAUCUGGUGCAGCAAUUUUUGUCUUCAAAACGAGUUCCUGGAAUACUUGUAAAUUCGACGCAGACGAUAUUUUUCGAGCCAACCUGAUGUGUUUAGAAAAAGCUAUUGGAGAAGAGGACACCCAAAAACAUGGUAUAGCAGCAAUACUAGAUCUUCGAGGUUUUGGUUUUGGUCACUUCCGCCAGGUGACUCCAAAUCACGCUCGCCGAAUUAUAGCUUUAGUGCAGGAUUGCUUCCCUGCUAGGUUUAAAGAUAUCCACAUUGUCAACGAGCCUACUCUCUUUGGAGUUCUGUUCAACCUCGUGAAGCCAUUCUUAAGCGAGAAGCUGAAAAAUAGGAUAUAUAUCCAUGGAAACGACUUUACAUCUCUACAUCAGUAUAUUCCUGCUGACAUUUUACCUUUUGACUACGGUGGACAUUUAGAGCCAUUUAACAACGAAAACUGGCACUUAGACAUACAAAAUAGCGAAGACAUUUUUAUAAAGAAUAACAGAUACGGCUAUAAACAUUUUGUUUUCUUGAAAUAAACACCAUCGGAAAAUCCUCCGAGGAAAAGUUUCUGCCUAUGGAAGGAUAAAUUUGAUAAAAUGAUUUCACCGUCCUCUGCCAGCAUCAUGUUAAUAUACGACGUUCAUUCACAAAACAUAACAGUUAUAUAUUGAGAGAAUGCCGUCUCGUAGCAGCAACGAAAUUUGUGUAUGUGUAUAUAUAUAUAUUUAAGCGUAAAGCUAUAUAAUGGGUUGAGCCGACCGCGGGUAUCGAAUCCUGAUUUUUAACGAUAUAAGCCCUUAAGCUUACCGUUGAGCCACUGGGAAGCAACAGCACUCAAAAACGCACAAGAAGGUGAUAUAGUUAUUUUGUCUAUUGCCAGUCUUAUCAAACACAAGAUAUUUAUAGCAGACCCAUACAAAGGACUGUCUAAAAUGCUGUCUAAAACUGAAAUCAGUAAAUAAAUGUUUUAUUUUCCAUUGAUAAAAACAUGUGCAAUUAAUAGAAUAAUGUUUUACUGUCCAUUGAUAAAAACAUGUGCAAUCAAUAAAAUAAUGUUUUACUUUCCAUUGAUAAAAACAUGUGCAAUCAAUAAAAUAAUGUUUUACUUUCCAUUGAUAAAAACAUGUGCAAUUAAUAGAAUAAUGUUUUACUUUCCAUUGAUAAAAACAUCUGCAAUUAAUAGAAUAAUGUUUUACUUUCCAUUGAUAAAAACAUCUGCAAUUAAUAGAAUAAUGUUUUACUUU